CCGGAGGCGCGUCUGCCGGGAUCGGGCGGGCUUCCCGGGCACGAUGCCGUCCGCCUUCUCAGCCACCUCCUUCCCCGACAGCAUUCCCGCCGUCAUCACCCAGACAGACUGGACGGAGCCCUGGCUGCAAGGCCUGGCCGUCUUCCACGUGCUCUGCCUGCUGCUCACCUGCCUCUCGUCCCGGCACUAUGAGCUGCAGGUCGGCCACUUCCUGUGCCUCGUAACGUUAGUGUAUUGUGCCGAGUACAUCAAUGAAGUGGCCGCCAUGAACUGGAGGUCAUUUUCAAAAUACCAGUAUUUUGAUUCGAGAGGGAUGUUCAUCUCACUCGUGUUUUCGGCACCGUUGCUCCUCAACGCCAUGAUCAUCGUGGUGCUGUGGGUGCGGAGGGCACUGACCGCGAUGGCCGACCUCAAGAGCUUGCAGGAGCAAGCGCGAGCCAGGAGGAGGGGGAAGGAAGAAUGACGGCUGCCGCUGCCUUUCCGGGAGCUCCCUGCACCGCGUCAGCUGAGGUGCCGGCGCUGCAGGCC
Molossus molossus (Pallas's mastiff bat) is the source of this 528-nucleotide messenger RNA. It is a transcript of the gene TMEM18, whose product is annotated as transmembrane protein 18. The transcript has 5 exons. The coding region runs from base 44 to 463 and encodes 139 amino acids. Gene Ontology annotation, cellular component: nuclear membrane. The record is from RefSeq and is a predicted model, not a curated record. NCBI's taxonomy places the organism in Eukaryota, Metazoa, Chordata, Mammalia, Chiroptera, Molossidae.